CUUUUUCCUUCUGAUUUUUUUUCUUCCGCCUCGAACUUCAUCAUUGCCCAUCCCUGAUGGAUAAGUUACAUUUCUCUCCCGAGACACCGUUCGGUAUCGCUCUCUACCCUUAUUUUGAAAAGGUUUAUGAGGCAGUGGUUGGCAAACCUGCUUCUUCCUUCAGCUUUACUCCUGGUGUGACACCUCUGUCAACCGUCAAUGAAGUCGUGGCCAGUUGCAUUACCUACUUCGUUGUCAUCUUUGGUGGUCGGUACCUGAUGACCCAGUUUCCACCUUUCCGUCUUCAGGCACUCUUCCAACUUCAUAACUUUUUACUUACUAUCGUGUCUGGUAUCCUUCUGGUGUUGAUGGUCGAACAAAUUUUCCCCAAAAUUUACCAUCACGGCUUUUUAUACGCUGUCUGCUCCAACGAUGCUUGGACCCAACCUUUGGAAUUGUUGUAUUAUUUGAAUUAUCUCGUUAAAUACUGGGAAUUGAUUGAUACUGUGUUCUUGGUGGCUAAGAAGAAGAAACUCGAAUUCUUGCAUUACUAUCAUCACAGCUUGACCAUGGUUCUCUGCUUCUCGCAAUUGGGUGGCAAGACUGCAGUGUCUUGGGUCCCCAUUACUCUCAAUUUGACUGUGCAUGUGUUGAUGUACUACUACUACUUCCGCACUGCCGCUGGACACAAGAUCUGGUGGAAGAAGUACUUGACUACCAUGCAAAUUACUCAGUUCAUCAUCGAUCUGUUCGUGAUCUAUUUCUGCACCUACACCUACUUUGCCUACACUUACUGGCCUCAUUUGCCCAAUAUGGGCAGCUGUGCUGGUACCGAAGCCUCUGCUCUUUUCGGUUGUGCUCUGCUUAGUUCGUAUCUUUUCCUUUUCAUCAACUUUUACCGUUUGACCUACCAGAAGAGCAAGGCUAUUCUCAAGCAGCGCGCUCAAGAGGCCAAGUCUUCUGCACCCGUGAAGAAGAGCAAGAAGAUCUAGAAAUCUGGAAAGAAUACUUUACAUACCAGAAACCACAAACUUGCAAAAGCAUUAGGAAAAAAAAUUACAGUUUACUCUACAGUAACUACUUGUAUCUUCGUUUCAUCUUAUAAUUAAAGACGUGUGUUUUACAUUAUUUCAA
Messenger RNA from Radiomyces spectabilis, 1113 nucleotides. Its product is annotated as GNS1/SUR4 family-domain-containing protein. The transcript is spliced from 4 exons. Bases 57 to 971 code for a protein of 304 amino acids. NCBI's taxonomy places the organism in Eukaryota, Fungi, Mucoromycota, Mucoromycetes, Mucorales, Radiomycetaceae. Gene Ontology annotation, cellular component: endoplasmic reticulum membrane. Gene Ontology annotation, molecular function: fatty acid elongase activity. The record is from RefSeq and is a predicted model, not a curated record. Gene Ontology annotation, biological process: sphingolipid biosynthetic process; fatty acid elongation, saturated fatty acid; fatty acid elongation, polyunsaturated fatty acid.